Penicillium atrosanguineum is the source of this 1278-nucleotide messenger RNA. Its product is annotated as putative iron-sulfur cluster-binding protein. The record is from RefSeq and is a predicted model, not a curated record. Gene Ontology annotation, molecular function: iron ion binding; 2 iron, 2 sulfur cluster binding. The transcript has 5 exons. Bases 1 to 1278 code for a protein of 425 amino acids. NCBI's taxonomy places the organism in Eukaryota, Fungi, Ascomycota, Eurotiomycetes, Eurotiales, Aspergillaceae.
AUGGACUUGGUCAAUGCUUAUUUCUUUUCGUCGCCGGCUUCAGUCUUCGUGGCUGUGGUGACUUUCGCGUUCCUGGCUGUCCAAGCCUGGCCGCGGAAGCAGACCGAUAAGAUCAGCUAUCUGUCUACCACGGACGAAGGGGCUUCAGAUUUCUCGGUUUCUAAAGAGCCAGAGGUUCCGGAGGGAUGGUGGUCCAAACGAGAAGUAUUCGAACUUGAGCGACGAGGUCUCUUCAGCAAAUCUUGGCUGUACCUUGCCCACAUCAGCCAGUUCUCAAAGGCAGGCGCCUAUCAAUCCUUCGACAUCUCUGGAUUCCCGGUAUUUUUGAUUCGCGGUAAAGACAGCAAGAUCCGCGCGUUUCAUAAUGUAUGCCGACACCGUGCGUAUACCAUUACUAGGAAGGAGACCGGUAAUUCUACAGUUCUGGGUUGCCGUUAUCAUGGAUGGAGCUACGAUACCACGGGACGAUUGGUGAAAGCCCCGCAGUUUGAUGACGUUCCUGGAUUUGAUAAGUCUGAAAACAGCCUUUUUGAGAUUCACACGCUCACUACUGGAAGUGGUUAUGUGUUUGUGAAUCUGGAUGCUGAAGAGCCGGCGGCUUUUGAUGAUUCUGCUCAUCUGGCGUUAGAGGAAUUCGGUCGCACUGCUGGAGCCGGAUUGAUUUCUAGAUUUAUUAUUGGGCAGACACUGCCCGGAGAAUUUAACUGGAAGCUUGGAGCAAACGGGCGACAAUUCAAUGCCGUUCUCGAACAGCUAGAGCAGCGCGUCUCCGAGGCAAUGCCACCUUCUCUAGCAGCAAAAUUCAUCCGAAUGAUUACCCCAAAAAACGGCCAAGCAGACUCCUCCUUCUUUCCAAGUUCAUUCUUCUACUCAUUUGAGAACUCGGAUCUUUGGCUUUCAUUGACCUUCCUACCAUCAUCUGAGACAACCACCCAAGUCCGCUAUGACCUCUUCAGCUCUUCGUCCAAGGUCAACGAUAAGGAAAGUGACUUGGUCAAUGUCGUUGAGGACGUAAUAAGGAACCUUCUUCAGGCCAUUGAAGCUGAAUAUCGGUCAAUCAAUGAUCGACCGGUCGAAAACUCCCCGUCUACUCGGCAGAUUCUACGGAUGAUAAAGGAACAUUCAAGGAUGGAGAGAGCUAUUGGUGGACAGAUCCUUCCUGCUAUGCACAAGCCAAAGGGAAGUACUCUUUUCCAGCAAGCUGAGCAGUUAUGCAAAGAGAUCGAUUGCUCGGGUCCCGGCUCGAAUGGGCCUACUUCAAGUAGGCUGGAUUGGUAG